AUUCAUUUGCUCUGGAUUUAACAGCCACAUCUCAACGUCGAUCCAAAUUAUGCCUUGGCAGCAUUGCGCUAAGGUUAUACCUUUUGACAGGCAAAUAGUUAGGAUGAUUGUUAAAAAGUUACAGAUUUCAUUUUGUGUCACUUUGGAUACAAAUUAAGUGUUGCAGUGCAUAUUGUUGCUUACAUACUUACUGAAAUAAGUUUAUUGAAAAUGGCUGCAAAAUUAGAAGAAGAUCUUUUCGAACAAACAGGGCAGUACGAACCUCUUACGACUCGUCUACGUAAUAUACUCCGUGAAUACAAAGAUGGCGUCGGUAUUUUGAAAGAAUUGAUUCAAAAUGCAGACGAUGCUAAAGCUGGUAAAGUCAAGUUCUUGAUGGACUGGAGACAAGGAAGAACAGGGAGUCUUUUCUCCCCAGGCAUGGCCGAAUGCCAAGGACCAGCAUUGUGGGCCUACAACGAUGCUGUGUUCACUGACGAUGAUUUCGAAAACAUCAACAAGCUUGCAGGAGAAACGAAAGUCGAGAAUAUUUCAAAGAUUGGUAGGUUUGGUCUUGGUUUCAACGCCGUCUAUCACCUCACAGACGUUCCAAGUUUCAUCAGCCGAGAACACUUGGUGGUAUUUGAUCCGAACACUCACCAUUUACAGCGUCACAUUAAGGACAGAUCCCGUCCUGGAAUUCGCAUCAAUCUUUCCGAGAAACCAGAGUCCCUAACACGUUACCAGGAUCAGUUUCAGCCAUACAAUGGCGUCUUUGGUUGCAACACAACGGAAACACGUGAAGAAUUCUACUACGACGAAACAUUAUUCCGUUUCCCUUUCCGCACGGCCGCCCAAGCAAGAACCAGUGAUAUCAGCAAAACCUCUUAUGGUCGAGACAAGAUUCAAGCUAUUGUUCGUAGCAUUUGUGAAUGCGCCUCGAAUCUUUUAAUCUUCUCCCAACAUGUAAAAGAGGUAGAAAUCUUUAAAUUGGAUGGAUCAGACGAACCGGACGAAAUGCGAUUGGUGCUCUCUGUGAAGAAACCAAGUGUUAAGGUUGUCAGUCAGGAAGGCGUGAAAAGCAAAAAACCGUUUAUCAAACAGUGUUCCAAAUGGUGGAAAAAAUACCGUGAAUCUCAAAAGUCCUGUAGUGAAUUCCCAUCAAGUUGUGAACUUGUUAACAUUGUUACUACAAAGGAGCAAUCGGAAUUAAGCCGAUGUGAACGUCGAUACAGAAGUGAUCAAACUUGGCUUGUAGUUUCAACAAGUGGGACUAACGAUUGCCUCAAAAUUGCUCGCUCACAAGAAGGGAAAGCUUGUGGUUUCUUGCCCUGUGGUGGGGCAGCGUUCGUCGUUUCUUCUAAUCAGAAUUCCAACUCAGAUCUUUCUGGAGAACUGUUCUGUUUUCUCCCAUUGUCUAUUACGACUGGGCUUCCUGUCCAUGUCAACGGCUUUUUUGCCAUGAUGUCUAAUCGCGUUGAAAUUUGGAAACGAUCGACUACGGGAAACCAACCAGUUGAGGUGAAGUGGAACGAAGCACUGAUGGAGGAUGCAUUAGCCAGAGCUUAUAUCAUGCUUCUUGAAAACUUGAAAGAUUGGAUCGGUAAGAUUAAGGACUACGAAUUUUACAGUCUGUGGCCAAGCAGUGACACCGUUGAUAUGAAAUCUUGGGCGAAGCUAGUUCAGAAAAUCUGCAGUGUAUUGUUGGAUCCAAACACCAAGUUAUUUUACAGCGAUGGACAUUGGAUGAGUAUCGACGACGGUCUCAUAUUGAGCGAUGAUUUUACAGGAAUCUACAAGACAGCAGUGAAAGUAUUAACAUCACUAGGGAUACAUGUUAUAUACCUACCCCCUAAGAUAUUCAAGACUCUAGCGAAAUUCGACCAAGGUGGCAUCCUCGAACGACGUACUUUGUCGUUCACCCAGUUUAUGAAGUCCUACUUUUUUGCAAACAUCAGAACGCUCUCUCGUUCCCGAAGAGAUGCUAUCGUUUGCUUCGGUUUGGAUCGAAUUAUGAAAGAAGAUGAACCACUUUCCAGCCACUGUCUCCACGAAAUUGACCUUUUCAAAGCAAAUACCUGUAUUUCUGUAUCACAAAAGGAAGAAACCCUCUCGAGGGGGUUGUUUUCCGAGCAAGAUCACCGUUUUCCAGUUGGACAUGGCCUGCGUACUGAAAACAGAUUGUAUGUUUUAGAAUCACUUGGUAUGGUGAAGGAUCUUGAUUGGGCCGGAAUCCACGAAAGAGCUCAGUCAGUUGCCAAAACUAGAGAUCUCGAACGGUGUCGAAAGUUAAUAAUCUACAUUAACAAGCGAAUAGAUGAACUACCGUUAGAUCUACAUCGAAGUCUUCUUCAACAUGUAAAGUUUUUGCCUGUGUCGAACAAACCAGUUGAAACAUAUCUUUUACCUUGGAAAGGAUCAAUAACUUGGCCUUCACUACAGCUUUCUUCGUCAAGCGAAAUUUUCCUACCGAAGGAUGCCAAGCUUGUCGGAUCGUCCUGUCUUAUUGUAAACACAUCUAAGAAAAGCGGUUGUGGGAAGCUGAGUGAACAAGUGAAAAAGCUCCUGGGAUUUUCAAGCCGUCGUCCCGAAGAUAAGUUUGUUAUUCAACAGUUAGACGAAGCAAUUAAAUUUUGGAGCCGGUUAACUGAAAAUGGGAAAAAAGAGCCGGGAGUAAAGCUCGCAAUUGAGUCAAUCUGCCAGAAAAUAUACGAAUUCUUUAAUCAUAAGAUCGUAGAAAGUUCUCUGAGCGAGCUAAGUAAACGAAAUUGCUUGUUUCUUCAAGGCAAGUUUGUGCGAAGCAAUAAAGUAGCUUAUACGUCCAAAGUGAACGGAGCUCCAUUUUUAUUCAGCUUACCAUCUGACUACAAAAGAGACUAUCGCAUUCUUUUUGAAAAGAUGCAAAUCAAAGACACAUUUGAUGAUGAAGAUUACAUCAGCGCCCUUUACGAACUAGAAAACACGAAACGUGGAAGUGCUCUGAGUGGCGAUGAAUUACAAACUGCAAUAUUUUUUAUCGGUCAAAUAGAUGUGCAAAAUCCCGCCGUGAAGGAUUACAUUGGCGAGAUUCCACUUCCGGACACAGAUAGCAUCCUCCGACGAAGCAAAGAUGUCGUGGUCAAUCUGAGCUUAUGGCUUGAACAUCCUGAGAAAACGUUGAAAGUUCACGAGAAGGUACCACCACACAAGGCACAUGAUCUUGGUGCCAAAUCCUUGAAGAAGGUAAUUUUGAAGAAGUAUUCACGUCGUAUUGGCUACGGAGAGUCAUUCGGGCAACACGAGGAGUUAACUGAACGACUAAAAGGAAUUCUGGAUGGAUAUCCGGCUGAUGGAAUACUAAAGGAACUUGUACAAAACGCUGAUGAUGCUCAAGCCUCGGAGAUACACUUCAUACACGAUACUCGACGUCUGAAAUGUCAAAAGGUCGUGGUUGAAGGAGAGACGUCUGCGGAAGUGCAAGGACCAGCACUUUGUGUGUACAAUGACAGACCAUUUACAGACAAAGACCUGGAGGGAAUUAAGAAUCUUGGUAUUGGAAGCAAGCGAGAUACUCCAGGAAUGACAGGAAAAUAUGGAAUUGGUUUCAAUUCGGUUUACCAUCUUACCGACUGUCCCAGCUUUUUAUCCAACGACGACACUCUUGUGUUUCUCGAUCCUCAUUCCCGAUAUUUUGAUGAUGAUGAUCGUGGCCAAAUAUUCAAAGCCAUAGAUGCUAGAUUUCGAGAUCUCAACUCGGAUACACUCGAUGGAUAUCUUCCUGGUAAAUUUAUUUUAAAAGGCUCUACUAUGUUCCGCUUUCCCCUGAGACAAGAAAGAAAUGAAUCGAAGAUAUCCAACUGUUCUCCUGAUGUGGAAAAUCUUUUUCAGACCAUGGGAGAGGACGCACGGAAGUCAUUGUUAUUUCUUAAUAAUAUCAAGAAAAUAACAUUAUCAAAGAUUCAUCUAAAUGGCAGAAUGGAAGAAAUAUUUUGUGUUAAGUCUGUGAUCACUCCGGAGGAUGAGAGAAAGCGUAGAGAACUGGGACGGAAGGCUUGCGAUCUCAAAAACAUUCCAACCGCCGAAAUCGGAUGGGAGGGAGUCAACUACACCCUAAAAAUCUACGAAGACAAGAAGAAAGUCGAGAAAUGGUUGGUACAAAGGUGCAUUGGAUCGAUCGUUUCAAACUCUUCUCUAAUACAGAAUGGUGAAAUCCCGGACGGACGUAAUCUGGGUCUUCUUCCACGUGGCGGUAUUGCAGCUCGACUAUGGAAUCGUUCCUCGUUUGUUCAAAAACAAUCGGAGGUUCGUGGUAUUGUAUACUGUUUCUUGCCUCUCCCACAGAAUUACACAAAUCUUCCUGUUCACGUCAACGGUCAUUUUGCGUUGGAUAGUACAAGACGAGGACUUUGGACAGACACUAAUGAUAAAGGCAUAAAAUGUGAAUGGAACAACUUUAUGAAAACCUCUGUAUUACCACGUGCCUACGCUGAUUUGAUCAUUGAGGCUCGUAAGCACCUGUGCGACAGUGACGACCAACUUUCACGUUACCAUAGUUUCUUUCCAAGAAUUUUUAAAGAUAGUGCCUGGGCACCUCUUGCCAUUGCAUUGUAUCGGCAUCUUGGCCAGACAAGAGCUAGCGUGCUGCCAUUGCUGGUUCCAACCAAAUCAGAAGACAAGGGGACUACUGAACUUGGUGGGUCUAACUACACCUCGAACAGCGCUAUUACUAACAAAACCUUACCUGCGCGUUUCAAUCGCCCCGAAUGGCUUCCUGCUGACCAAGCCUAUUUCACCAGUUCACCAGUUGAUGAAAAUACUGAUUUUCUGCAUCUGCUAUUGCGAAUUGGUCUCCCUGUGUUGCUUCAAACUCCGUAUCGAAUAUACGAUGGAUUCAGAUUUGGUGGUGUGACUUCGAACGAAGUAAGUCCAAACAGCGUAAUUGGUUUUUUAAAAGAAUUCAAUUCGACAGGAUCUUCUUGCAAGAUUGGAAAUCUUCCGAAAAAGCUGCAAGCCACUGUAGUCAAAAGUGUUUCAGACUUGUUACUCUUAAUAAAAUAUUGUCGCGCUGAAGAAAAUUUCGGCAAACAGUUGAAAGGCUUACCUUUGCUAUUAACACAUGAUGGCUACCUGAGAAUCUUUGAGUCAUGUCAUCCAGUGUUCCGUUCUACAUUCGGGGAUCUCAUUCCAACGCGGUCUGAAUUGUUUAUUCAUUCUGAAAUUGUCCAUCAAAUCCCAUCAGAUUCUACCGAAUCGGAGGAAGAUAUUGUUCGGAGUUUUACCGAAAAAGAUCUCGCACAAUUACUACCGCACGUGUUCACAGGCAAAAUGUCUUUGAAGGCAAUCAAUUGUCGAACAUGGACGUUCCCAACUAAAGGAAUCUUGUCAGAACAUUGGUUUAGACGACUAUGGAAAUUUCUACAAAAUUACGCCAACCCUGAGUCCUGUAAAGAUUACGUCCCUCUAAAUUGUCUCUUGAAAUGGCCAAUUAUUCCCACAACAGGUGGAAAACUUGUGACUAUUCGGAAUGCAAAAUCCAUUUUGGAUAUGACAGCCUUGGGAAAUGAAUCUGCUCAACAAGAAAAAGUUCGCCAGUUCUUGAUGAAACUGAAAUGUCCAGUACUAAACAAAGAGAUCACUUUUCAACAACAUUCGAAAAACGUUUGUGCUAUAACAGAUUCUUAUGUUGGCCACCCUUACAACGCGAGCGAUGUCUUAAUCGUUCUUUGCGACAUGUUGAGGACAAACGAGCUCAGCAUCUCUAAGGUUUCCAAAACUGACAUUCGUGGCUUUCUUCGGUUUGUGCAAGAUGACUAUGAUAGGUUAGAGGAUUUAGAGCAAUGCAAACGAAUGAUAAAGGAAUUACCGUUUCAUAAAGCAUUGGACGGACAGUUCGUUAGUUUGAUCGGUAGCUAUUCUUCUUAUGCUCUUGUUCCGUCUGGCGUUCCAGUGCAACAGUUAAAUGAGCUUCAAAGUCGAGCUGAAUGUCUUUUUUUGAACUCCGACGUAUUAUUCACCCUGGAGAGACUCUACAUCGAUCUUGGCGUCAGAGGUGGUCAAAAUGUCACACAAUUUUACGUGGAGUAUGUCUUCAGAUAUUUCAAGAUUUUCACCAGAGAAAGUCAAUUGGAACAUUUACGUUAUAUAAAGGACAACGUCUUUCCUUCAUUUCCACAAGGUGGGUCAUCUGCGAGGGAUGAUUUGCUAAAGAGUAUGAAAGAAAAUCCUUGUAUUCCUGACGAGAAUGGCCGCCUGCAUCUCGUAGCUAACUUCUUCGACCCCAAGAACGAGCUGUUCAAAGUAAUGUUUGUAGAUGAUCUUAAGAAAUUUCCUCCGCCACCGUUCAAUGAUGAAAAUUGGUUACAACUACUUCGCGAAAUCGGAUUGAAAGUUGCGGUCACACCUCAGCUAUUCUUGCAAUUUUGUACGACAGUAGCUGAAUAUGGCAGGCGUUCUCCUAUCAACGAGGAAACCUGCAUUCAAUCCAGAGAACUGGUAAAGUGUCUUUUUACGAAGAGACCCUUGCAAAAAGAGGCAUUUCUUUCUGAAGUUUCGCAAAUCAAGUUCAUCGCUUCAGCUGUGGUAGAAGAUGAAUUAGCCUUAAUUCACGAGCAGUACCAACGUCCACAAAACAGCUAUCCACCUUUCAUUGCGUUCCGUGAUGCAGUUCCGUGGGAUCACAGACUCAUAUCAUGGACUACUGUUCCACUUCUUCCAGACUGGGCCCAACCAAACAAUAUCACAAAGCUUAACAACCUUGGUAUUGCUUAUUCUGGACCAGAAUAUAUCAAAGUACUCAAUCAUCUGCAAAACAUAGUCAACUCACCUUCCCUCGAAUCAGUCGAUGGUGAACAUUGUGAACAGUUAAAAGAAAUCACUAAGCUGAUUUACCGGUUCCUCUCUGGUACCAUGGAAUGCUGUGGUCAUAACCCAGAUGGCAGAUGCACUGAAGUUUGUUUAGAUAUUGGCAAUCGCCUGAGAGGUAGUUCAUGCAUAUUUCUACAGAAAGAUAAAACCUUUGUGAAUGCAGAACUAUUGGUGUUCAAAGCUUCUGAAUCAUUCCGUUUGAAACCAUUCCUUUUUCCCGUGCCAGAUGAAUUAAGAGAAUUUCAGCAUUUUUUUAAACGACUCGGUGCAACAGAUAGGCCAACACCGCAGCAAAUUGCCUACGUUUUAAGAUCCGUCCACACACAGAUCGGAGAAGGGGUUCUCUCUUCUGACCAGAAGAAAAAAGUCGUUUAUUCGAUGUAUCAAGUUUUUCAUUUAAUACAAAAAGGUGCAAGUCCUGAUGGAAUUGAAGAGUUAUAUUUGCCAAGUGAAAGCGGACAACUUCUCAAAUCAUCUGAAAUGAUUUGCAAAGUUUCACCACGUUUUACGGAAGUGAUUAAGAACCUUCAAUUGCCUAUUCUUUUGCAAUUUGAAGAGUGUGGCCUUAAAAAGCCCGCUGAUAGUUAUAUCGAUGCAUUACCAAAGCAUUUAACUCCGAUUAAAUUUGAUGAUGUAGUCAGGGAGGAAGUCGCUUCUGAGUGCAAAAGUUCCAAAUGUUCCGAAGCUCGAAGUGGUGCUGUAUGCCGUUUCCAAGAACAAUUUCAGGAUCUUUUGCGAUCCGAUGAAUUCCAAGAAGGACUCAAACGGUUACUAGUCCACAAUCAACAGAAUCCACAGGAAUUUGAAAAAAUCUUGAAGAGACUGCAAACGAAUGUUACGAUGAAGUGUAUUGGAUUUGAAAAAAUCAGAGUCAAUGUGAUCGAACGUGGUACGAGUCUUCUAUUGGAUAAUUUAGAGAAGAGUUGCUAUGCAGUACAAGAAGACGGUGAUUGGUCAUUGUACAUGCAACACGACUUAGCUGACGAUGGAGGAAAGGUUUCAACUGCUGCCUGUGUUAAUAAGAUUCUAGAAGGUUGCAUUAAAAAGGAAAAUGGGCUGACCGCAAUGCUCAACUGCAAAUCAGCAGGUGAAAUUUCAGUGUCGUUGAAUAACCUUGAUAUCACUCAAAGUACCUCCAGAAGUGCCGAUGAUUUCACUGAAGAUGAAAUGGAUUCCGAGAGUGAUGGUGAACAUGGGGACGGAGGAGAUGGAGGGGGAUUCAGUGGAGCCGAAGGGGAUGGUAUCGGUAGAACGUCUUAUAGGCGGGGUAAAAAGCGCACUGCUCAGUCUCAUGGUGGAUAUAGCAUUGGUCCUAGUCAUGGUUAUGGAGAUGGUGAAUACUCAAGCUUCAGAGAUGAUACCGAAGACGAGAAAAUUUUUCCGAAGGAUUCCAGAGAAGCAAUGCGAUGGCUGCGACAAUCCAGGAGUGAUUUGAAUAGUGCAAGGUGGUUACUCAAAUCCGGUCCUCCUUACAAUGCCCAUGCAUGUUUCCAGAGCCAUCAAGUUGUGGAGAAAUCCUUAAAAGCUUUGUUAUUUCAUCAUUGUGGCAUCUCUGGUAGUUUGCUCUCCUCCCACGAUGUAGUUAGAUUAGCAAGCAAAUUCACAGAAGAAACAGGAUUGGAUGGGACUGCCACGAAAUCAGUGACACGAUUCGUCAAAUAUUACUUGAAUACUCGUUAUCCCAAUCGCCAGCCGUUUGAUAUCGUCCCAUGCGAUGCUUUUAGCGACGAUGAAGCAAAGACGGCCGUUGAAGAAGCAUCUAAACUGUUCGACUUUGCUGCGAAGGAAUUGAAUGACCAGUGGCUAGAAACGAGAAUGGUUUCGCCUCUGACAUUUUAGCGA
Dendronephthya gigantea is the source of this 8664-nucleotide messenger RNA. RefSeq names its product sacsin-like. Gene Ontology annotation, molecular function: Hsp70 protein binding. The coding region runs from base 211 to 8661 and encodes 2816 amino acids. The record is from RefSeq and is a predicted model, not a curated record. Lineage: Eukaryota; Metazoa; Cnidaria; Anthozoa; Malacalcyonacea; Nephtheidae. The transcript has 5 exons.